Molecule: messenger RNA, 528 nt
Organism: Anneissia japonica
Lineage: Eukaryota; Metazoa; Echinodermata; Crinoidea; Comatulida; Comatulidae
Product: CUB domain-containing protein 2-like
Exons: 3
Source: RefSeq, a predicted model, not a curated record
AUGGUAGAAUGCGUUCACACCAUCCUAACAGCGAGUUCUGGGUCGUUCAGCAGUCCAGGUUUUCCAAUGCUAUACAGAAAUAACAUUGAUUGCAAGUACACCAUUGUUACUUCUCCGGACCGUGUCAUAAUAAUAAUAUUUCACACCUUACAACUGGAGCUAGAUCCUGAAUGCAGCCACGAUUACGUAGAGCUGAUAAAUUACCCAGAGAGUUCUGGCGAGCGGCUGUGUAACCAGAUUGGAACUACCAGUGAAAUAUGGACAUCAACUUCGAAUCAAGUGGUCAUCAACUUCCACAGUGAUGGCAGCUGGGUUAAUACUGGAUUCAAUGCAACAUAUAGUACAAUCAUAAAAGCCAGUAAUCCCACAGAGGCACCUCAGACAACUGUUGUACCGUGUCAUCUGAAGAAACUAUCGGGUAAUUUUGAUGUGUUGAUCAGUCCAGGUUUCCCGGAAGAAUACCCGAGUAACCAUUAUUGUCAGACACUGAUCACAGUAUCAGAGAAGCAUAAAGUAGUUAUAACAUUA